Messenger RNA from Mauremys mutica (yellowpond turtle), 1357 nucleotides. Its product is annotated as immunoglobulin superfamily member 1-like. The record is from RefSeq and is a predicted model, not a curated record. The transcript is spliced from 9 exons. Bases 47 to 1357 code for a protein of 436 amino acids. Lineage: Eukaryota; Metazoa; Chordata; Testudines; Geoemydidae.
ACCGGGUAUUGGUGGCAGCACUGAGGGGCCCCUCGCUGCCCCCGUCAUGGCAUCUGCUCUCACCGUCCUCUUCCUCGGUUUCUGGCUGGCCGGGUGCAGCGCGGAGUCAGGAGCAGGCAGGCAGCCAGCCUCCCCCCGCUCCCAGCACCUCCCCCAACCCAGCCAUGGGAGAGAGAAAGAGCGGGGGCUCCCUGGGGCAGUGGGGAAGAAGAAUGGACAUUUUGGGGGACAACAAAGCACAUUGCCAGAGCCGUGGAGCCUGUCUCACCUCCCGCCAGGGAAAAGAGUCACACCCACAGAGGGGUCCUACCCCAAACCCUCCAUCUCCGUCAGCCCCGGUGGGGUGAUCCCCGUGGGGGGAAACGUCACCAUCCGGUGUCACUAUCAGCUCCUGGGCAUGAGGAUCCUCCUCUACAAGGUUGGAGCUGGGAACUAUCUGAAUUACACAGACCCUGCCGGCUCUGAGGCUGAAUUUCCCAUCACCAGCGCCAGACGGGAACACGGGGGCAACUACACCUGUCGUUAUAGCAACAGAACAGGACCAGCUGCCUACUCGGAGCCCAGUGACCCUGUGCAGAUCAUUGUAGCAGAGCCCAGCUACCCCAAACCCAGCAUCUCCCUGAGCCCCAGCGGGGGGGUCUCCCUGGGGGGAGCCGUGACUGUCCGGUGUCAGGGGCAGCACCAGGGCAUGCGGUUCGUGCUGAAUAAAGAGCGACGCCGUUUCCCACCUGUGGAUUCGGACGGGUUGGAGGUUGUGUUUCCCAUCAGCAACGUGAGCUGGGAGCACGGCGGGAGCUACAGCUGCUUCUAUCACAGCCGAUCGGAGCCGUUCAACGUGUCGUACCCCAGCGACCCCAUGGAGCUGGUGGUGAGAGAUCCCAGCUUACCCAGACCCUCCAUCUCCCUGAGCCCCACUGGGGUCACCGCCCCAGGGGCAGACGUCACCAUCCGGUGUCAGGGUCCGCACUGGGAUGUGAGGUUUUUCCUGCACAAGGCUGGAGACCUGAACCUGCAGCGACACAUGGACCCUGCUGGGGCCGGGGCCGAGUUCCGCAUCCCCAGCGUGGGCCAGCAGCACGGAGGGAGCUACAGCUGCAGCUACCAGAACCGAUCAGACUCAGAGCCCUUCGUCUCCUCGCAGCCCAGCGACCCCGUGCAGCUGGUGGUAACAGGGGGAACCUACCCGACUCAGUCAGGAACGGCGCCGACUUCCCCCUGCUCAGGCAGCGCGAAGCCAGAUACCAAGUCUAAGGGCAGUGAAUCGCCAUCAAUCACCCCAAAAACCGAAGGAACCACCUCAGCUGGGCCCAAGCAGCUGAAUCCCCCCACGACGGAGCCAGACGGAGAAGUCCCAUAG